CUAUUUUUAUAGUCGGCCGAAAAGGAAAAGAUGAUGAUUUUCAGAGUUGAAAACUACAAAAAGGGUGGGAUUCUGGUAAGUUUGUGCCUUUACACAUGGAGAGAAGGAGGAGAGAAUCGUGUGGAGUUAGUAUUUCUCCGAUGCAGCACCUCCUCCUCCUAAACUCUUUUUGGAGGUUCUAUAUUCUUGUGCUAUACACAUAUGCAUGAUGUUAAGUUGAUCACACAAAGGGCUGAAGAUCUUCUAAAAUUGAGGGAUUUCAAGACGGAAUUGGUCUCCAAUUUUCAUUUCUCAAAACAAUCAACCUGAGGGAUUGUCUACUUCUGUCUCUAUGGAUAUUGUGUUUCCUCCUAUAUUUUAAGCUCGUUUGUUUCUUAGGCUGUUUUCAUUGACCACACAACAGUUUCUUCUUAAAAUUUGAAGCAGCCCGGAAAAUGUCGAAGACCCUUAUGCUAUAUAUAGACAAGUGCCUUCACAAUCUGUACUUCAAGUUUUGAUAGAGAGAGGCUCCCAAUUUAUAUAAACUUGGGUGCUUUAAUAUUCUAUACACACAUAACUGUUCUCUCUGUAUGUAAGAGUGAGAGAAAGAGAGAGAGAGAGAGAGAGAUGGGGAGUGAAGGGUAUGCUCCACUAUUUGAAACAAGGAGAGCUAAGGGAAGAUUCCUAUACAGGAUGUUUGCAGCAUCCAUGUUUUUGGGGAUAUGCUUGAUUUGGGCUUACAGGGUCAUUCACAUCCCUACGGAAGAUGGAAGAUGGGGUUGGAUUGGAUUGCUUUUGGCUGAGCUUUGGUUUGGCCUUUACUGGCUUGUCACUCAAGCUUCUCGCUGGAACCCCAUCUAUCGAUCCACUUUCAAGGACAGGCUCUCACAAAGGUAUGAAAAAGACCUCCCAGCUGUUGAUAUAUUUGUGUGCACGGCAGACCCUGUGAUAGAGCCACCAAUAAUGGUGGUCAACACUGUUUUAUCAGUCAUGGCGUACGAUUAUCCGCAGGAAAAACUUGGUGUAUACCUAUCUGAUGAUGCUGGUUCAGAGUUAACAUUCUAUGCUCUGUUAGAGGCUUCCCAUUUCUCCAAGCACUGGAUACCUUACUGCAAGAAGUUCAAAAUCGAGCCAAGGUCGCCUGCAGUCUAUUUUUCCUUGACAUCUCACCUACAUGAUGCUGAUCAGGCUAAAGAAUUGGAGCUUAUCCAGAAAUUGUAUGAAGAGAUGAAGGACAGAAUUGAAACUGCUACCAAGCUAGGUCGAAUUCCUGAAGAAGUACUCAUGGAGCAGAAAGGAUUUUCUCAGUGGGAUUCAUUUUCUUCUCGGCAUGACCAUGAUACCAUCCUUCAAAUACUAAUUGAUGGGAGAGACCCAAAUGCCAUGGAUGUUGAAGGGAGCAAAUUGCCAACUCUGGUAUACUUGGCUCGUGAAAAGAGACCCAAACAUCCCCACAACUUCAAGGCUGGAGCUAUGAAUGCAUUGAUAAGGGUGUCAUCAAAAAUUAGCAAUGGAGCCAUCAUUCUCAACGUAGACUGCGAUAUGUACUCGAACAAUUCACAUUCCAUCCGGGAUGCUCUUUGCUUCUUCAUGGAUGAAGAGAAGGGUCAAGAGAUUGCUUUUGUGCAAUAUCCACAGAACUUCCAAAACAUCACUAAGAACGAAUUAUAUAGUAGCUCAUUAAGAGUUAUUAGCGAGGUGGAAUUUCAUGGUUUGGAUGGCUAUGGAGGUCCUAUGUAUAUUGGAACUGGCUGCUUUCAUAGAAGGGAUACUCUAUGUGGGAGGAAGUUCAGCAAGGACUAUAGGAAUGAAUGGAAGAGAGAAAGCAUAAAGACAGAAGAAAGUGCACAUGAGUUACAAGAAAGUCUAAAGAAUCUAGCAAGCUGCAGAUAUGAAGGAGAUACACAAUGGGGAAAUGAGAUGGGGUUGAAGUAUGGGUGCCCAGUUGAAGAUGUGAUAACAGGGCUGUCCAUUCAAUGCCUAGGAUGGAAAUCAGUGUAUCUCAACCCUGCCCAGAAGGCUUUCCUUGGGGUUGCUCCCACGACACUGGAGCAGACUCUUGUGCAGCACAAGAGAUGGUCUGAAGGUGAUCUACAGAUUCUGCUUUCCAAGUACAGUCCUGCAUGGUAUGGACUAGGAAGAAUUAGCCCAGGCCUUAUACUGGGUUAUUGCACCUACUGCCUCUGGCCUCUCAACUCCUUGGCAACACUGUCCUAUUGUAUAGUCCCUUCCCUUUAUCUUCUCCAUGGCAUUCCCUUGUUUCCACAGGUCUCAAGCCCAUGGUUCCUACCAUUUGCAUACGUGAUAUUGGCCAAGUACAGUGGCAGCUUGGCUGAGUUCCUCUGGUCUGGAGGCACACUCUUGGGGUGGUGGAAUGACCAGAGAAUCUGGCUCUUUAAGAGAACAACCUCCUACCUCUUCGCCUUCAUGGACACCAUUCUGAGGCUACUGGGAUUCUCUGAAACAUCGUUUAUACUGACAGCCAAAGUUGCUGAUGAAGAUGUGUCCCAGCGAUAUGAGGGAGAGAUGAUGGAGUUUGGAGGGUCUUCCCCCAUGUUCACCAUCUUAGCAACACUAGCAAUGCUCAAUCUGUUUUGUGUUGUUGGGGUGGUGAAGAAGGUGGGCUUGGAUAUGGAGGUCUACAAAACAAUGGCUCUGCAGAUUCUGCUAGCUGUGGUUCUGCUUCUCAUCAACGGGCCUCUGUACCAAGGCCUCUUCCUGAGGAAGGAUAAUGGCAAGAUGCCAUGGUCACUCACUGUUAAAUCAGUUCUUCUGGCCUUAUUCGGGUUCAUUGUGAUUUUGGUGCUUUUGUCUGUACAAGCGGUAUGUGGGAUUAGGUUUGUGAUUGAUAGAGAAGAAUGCUUCUCCCAUAAUGUUGAAUAUGAAGGGGAUACAAUUCACGCAUCAUUUGUGGUGAUUAAGGUUGAUGCUUCAUGGCAUUAUAAUAAAGAUGGUGUUGAUCUUGUUGUGAAGGGACCUUCUGGUAAUCAAAUUCAAGAUUACCGUGACAAGACAAGUGAGAAGUUUGAGUUCAUGGCUCAUGAAAAAGGACUUCAUCGGUUCUGCUUUACUAACAAGUCUCCUUAUCAUGAAACCAUAGACUUCGACGUAUAUACUGGUCAUUUUGCAUACUAUGAUCAGCAUGCAAAAGAUGAGCAUUUUAAUCCUUUAUUAGAACAGAUAUCAAAAUUAGAGGAAGCACUUUACAACAUUCAGUUUGAACAGCAUUGGCUUGAGGCUCAGACUGAACGCCAGGCUAGAGUAAAUGAUGCAAUGAACCGGAGAGCAGUUUACAAAGCCUUCUAUGAAUCAGCAGCACUUAUUGGGGCUAGUAUCCUUCAAGUCUACCUUCUACGACGUCUGUUUGAACGGAAGCUUGGAACAUCUAGAGUUUAGGUUCAGUGCUGCCAUAGAAUAUUUAUAGAUUGUAGAAUUUUGGUGCCCAAAAAUGCAAUUUUAGGCUCUUGCCUUGGAUACUAUUUGCCUAUUUGAUGGUUGAAUGAUAAUGGUUUUUAUAGUUGCUUGAGUAA
Molecule: messenger RNA, 3509 nt
Organism: Vitis vinifera (wine grape)
Lineage: Eukaryota; Viridiplantae; Streptophyta; Magnoliopsida; Vitales; Vitaceae
Product: cellulose synthase-like protein E1
Exons: 12
Coding region: 607-3375 (922 amino acids)
Biological process (GO): cellulose biosynthetic process; plant-type primary cell wall biogenesis
Cellular component (GO): plasma membrane; trans-Golgi network
Molecular function (GO): mannan synthase activity; cellulose synthase (UDP-forming) activity
Source: RefSeq, a predicted model, not a curated record